UGUGCCUGGGGCAAAUGUGCCUCUGCAAGACUCCCUCCUGCGCUUGGAAAGCGACCACCGUGAGCCCCGGGUUCAAAGGCCCAGCUCGACAGCUCCAGCCCCUCCGAGGGGCGGGGAGCCGAAGGGGGUGGUGCGGGAGCCAGAAAAGCCGGAGCCCAGCCGGCCAGCCCUGCACAGGGAUGGGCAGCGCGCUCUGAAAGUUCGUGACCGCCGCAGCCAACUAACUCUGAGCGCCGGGACGCACAGGUCAGGCAGCGGCAGAACUCGAAAGCUGUACCCUGUCCCAGUGCCCUUUCUCGGUCACAAGCGUCCACCCUCCAGGCCCGGUGCCCCAGCGCCUGAUCGGGGUUCAUGGAGCCUGGGCUGUUGCUCCUUCUGGGGCUCACAGCGACCUCCGCUGCAGGAUUUGCGCCUUACCCCAACCCCGGGGGCUCUGGAAGAGCCAGUGUGUCCCAGGGGCCCCCUGAAGCCGGAUCGAAGGGGGACUGUAAAGAGACUGUGGCUGGCCCUGAGGAGAGGACUGUGGCCCCAACAGCUGCCCCACCUGCCCCACCUGGAGGUGCUGGGCAGGACUGGGGAGCAGGCAGGCCUGGGGAGCGGAAGGGCGAGGGGGUCCCCGCACGCCACCGUCCUCGGCGCUGCACGUGCUUCACUUACAAGGACAAGGAAUGUGUGUACUACUGUCACCUGGACAUCAUCUGGAUCAACACCCCUGAACAGACUGUGCCCUAUGGACUGUCCAACUACAGAGGAAGCCUCCGGGGAAAGAGGUCCUCUGGACCAUUUCUGGAAAGCUCCCAGCCUUCUCCACGGACCCAUUUGCGCUGUGCUUGUGUGGAGACAGACGACAAGGCCUGUGCACACUUCUGCAUGCAUACUACAGGUGUCGCCAGUGAUUCCAGGAGAGCAGAAAGACCAGCUGAAGAGGAGAAGAGAGAGACAGGAGGCCCACGUCAAAGGUUGAAGUAGAGAACAGAUAAAGGCCUCCAGCCUUAAUGAGCCCUAGCAGGCUACAACCGAUGCUUCUUUCUUCCUGCAGUGGACUUCAUCCUCGCCCUCUCUGCCUGCCAACGACCUUCCAGGAAAGAGGCAUGGUGCUUACACAGUUUAACUUUCCACCUCUUUAGGGACAGGGGGAGAGUUGGCCUGAGGCAAAAAAAAAAGAAAGAAAGAAAAAAGAAAGACCCACCCAAAGAGUCCCCCCCUUACUGGUACAGCCCUAUUCCAAGAAUGCCCAAGUCCAAAAGACCCCAGUUCCCUAAUGGGUAAAAUGAUCCCACAUGUGCCCCGGGGGCCAGAUGCCUGUGGCUCCAGUUUCACAAGGAAAUUGUUUGGGAGGUACAUUAAGUCAGAAAGCUACUUACUGACUUUUGACAUGAGGCCUCUUGGAGAGUAAGUGGACACCAGGCUGGCUCUUGGCAAAAGUAAACACGCGUCCGUCUCCUAGAAGACACAGGACACCCAUGUGGCCGGAGUAGGCCUGCUUCUGCAGCCUGCAUGGCCCGUGCAAGUAGCGAGCUGCGAAGCAUCCAUCCGAUUGAGACCUAGGGCCCAGAUGUUGCAGUUCACAGGAUUUAGCAACUUUUCAGCCAUGCUUAGUGUUCACCAGAAAAGCGGACCUCAAAAUUAAGAAGAAAAAGGAAAGAAGAAACCUAGAUGUUGAUGAGACAAAAAAAGAAGGAAAAAAUGCAUUCUUGAUGGUUUUGAAUUUUGGAGCACUCAGCAAAGAGCUGUGGGUUCUGCAAUGGCCUCUGUUUUGGAGUUCCCGAGCCCACCUUGCAGCAAGCUGCCCUGAGGAAAGCACCAGCUCAAGGCUGUUAGGCUGCUGGAUAUCUACUUUCAUGAAUAAAUGUGGAUCUUUGGGGAGUGGCUUGUGGAGAAGCUGAAAAUACAAACUCUUUGUACAUUAUGUAAAUUCCUGUUUAUCUAUAUAAUUGGCAACAACUGGGAAUUGUAACUCCUGGUGUCUCAAAAUCUCUUUUAGCUGAGCUCUUUCAGCUGUGUUCAUGGUGAGUGUGGGGGAUGAAGAAGGGGGGGCAGACUGUGAGUCCCCAUGUAAAUUCUGUUCUGCAGGCUCAGCUGGGACAGUCUGCCCACCUCCCCUCUGGGCCUCACAGCAAUGUGAACCUGUCUUUGGGCAUGUGCCAAGGGCGCCAUGCGGAGACACUUUAGCUGUUGUGUGAAGUGGGGCUUUAACCAGAUGGUAAACUUCAGAGGCUCGUCUCCUAAGUUAUUACAGGUGUGAACAUGCCUGCCUAUUGCUGGGGGGUGGGAGGAGGGAGAGUGACGGUUUGCUGGUGUUGGGGGAUUGUACAGUUUAGAGAAGUAAUUAUUUAUUGGGGAACUAUUUUCUACUUAACUUCUUUAGGGGAUCUACUAAAAGGAAAGGCAUUGUAGAUAGGUAGACAGACAAAUUUUUAAAUUGUGUUUAUAUCCCUUAGCACAUACUUCAAGCACACACUAUUCAAGACCGUGGCCAGACUGUAUCUUAAAGACACCUCUACUCACUGUGCGAACACUUAGAAGAUAAGUCAACUGCAUAAUAAAAAAUCUGAAUGUUU
Messenger RNA from Meriones unguiculatus (Mongolian gerbil), 2561 nucleotides. It is a transcript of the gene Edn3, whose product is annotated as endothelin 3. The transcript has 5 exons. Lineage: Eukaryota; Metazoa; Chordata; Mammalia; Rodentia; Muridae. The record is from RefSeq and is a predicted model, not a curated record. Bases 352 to 969 code for a protein of 205 amino acids. Gene Ontology annotation, cellular component: extracellular region. Gene Ontology annotation, biological process: regulation of vasoconstriction; regulation of systemic arterial blood pressure by endothelin; intracellular calcium ion homeostasis. Gene Ontology annotation, molecular function: endothelin B receptor binding; hormone activity.